This is a messenger RNA of Synchiropus splendidus (mandarinfish), 4032 nucleotides long. It is a transcript of the gene ighmbp2, whose product is annotated as immunoglobulin mu DNA binding protein 2. Gene Ontology annotation, molecular function: ATP binding; RNA binding; zinc ion binding. NCBI's taxonomy places the organism in Eukaryota, Metazoa, Chordata, Actinopteri, Syngnathiformes, Callionymidae. The record is from RefSeq and is a predicted model, not a curated record. Bases 176 to 3133 code for a protein of 985 amino acids. The transcript has 16 exons.
UUAGCGUACAGUAGUUUGGACAGAGAUCCGAUCAUAUGGCAUACUGUAUGAUAGUAUGAUCGCUAAUCUCCGUGGCACCUGGCGACACAAUAUAUGCGUAUAUAUGACUGGCUGCUUUGGAUAAACGUUCUCGUAUCAGUUCGUCUGUCACACCUUCUGUCUCUAGCCGUUCGCGAUGGCGGUGGAACAGUUUGUGGCAAAGACUCUUGAGCUCUUGCAAGAGGAGAGAGAGGCUGAAAUAGAGGAAACCAGGGUUUGGCAGGAGAACAUCUCCCCAAAGGAACUUCAAAACAAAGGCGUAUGUCUGUUGAAACUGCAUGUUGGGAGUCAGUCCACUGGCAUGUAUGGACGCACAGUGGUGCUCUUCGAGCCAAGGAAACAUCUUGGAUUCACUUCUCUUCCAAGCAAUAGCUUUGGACCAGGCGACAUCGUAGGCUUGUAUGACACCGGGGAUUUCAAGGCCACCUCUCAGAUUAGCACGGGAAUAGUGACAAGGGUGACCCAGGUAUCGAUCAGUGUGGCCUUCGACGAUCCUAAAGAUGGACUCGGUUUUGAAGCGGAUGCUCUUUACAGUCUUUUAAAGCUGGCAAAUGAUGUGACCUAUAAAAGGAUGAAACAAGCGUUAAAUGUGCUGAAUGGAUACCACAAUGGACCAGCAGCAAAUGUAAUCAGCGUACUUUUCGGGGACUCCAAACCUUCAUCUCACUCCCAGCCGAAUAAAGUGGAGUUCUUUAACUUAAAUCUGGAUGAGUCCCAAAAAGAAGCAGUGUCCUUCACUAUCGCUCAGAGAGAACUGGCCGUGAUCCACGGACCCCCGGGGACAGGGAAAACCACCACUGUGGUGGAGGUCAUUCUGCAGGCUGUCAAACAAGGCCAAAAGGUCCUGUGCUGUGCCCCCUCCAAUGUGGCUGUUGAUAAUUUAGUGGAGAGAUUAGCCCGGUACAAGGCCAAGGUUCUCCGGCUGGGCCAUCCUGCCAGACUGCUGGAGUCCAUACAAAAACAUUCACUGGAUGCCAUUCUAGCGAAGAGCGACAACGCGAACAUCAUCGCUGACAUCCGCAAAGACAUAGAUAAGGCUUUUAUGGGGAUGAAGAAGGUGCAUGACAGAGGAGAGCGGGGGAAUUACAAAAGAGAAGUUGGAGAACUCAGAAAAGAACUGAAAAACAGAGAAGCCACAGCCAUUGGACACAUUCUGAAAAGUGCCGACGUCGUCUUGUCGACCAACACAGGUGCAUGUGAUGAUGGCCCUCUGAAGUUCCUGCCGGCAGAUCAUUUUGACUGGGUGGUGAUAGACGAGUGCGCUCAGUCUCUGGAGAGCAGCUGCUGGAUUGCUCUCCUGAAAGCGCGGAAGUGUGUCCUGUCUGGGGAUUACAAGCAGCUACCUCCAACUAUCAAGUCCCAAAAGGCGGCAUCUAAAGGUCUAGCUCUUAGUCUCAUGGAGAGACUCAUCCAGACGUAUGGGGACUCAGUGGUGCGCAUGCUGACGGUGCAGUACCGCAUGAAUGAUGCCAUCAUGGAAUGGGCCUCCAAAGAAAUGUACCAGAGUCGACUGACUGCUCACGACUCGGUGAAGAACCACCUGCUGAAAGAUCUUCCAGGAGUCACCAGCACCGACGAAACCAGCACCCCUCUCCUCCUCAUCGACACCGCAGGUUGCGGCUUGACCGAACUGGAGGUUGUGGAUGAACAGUCCAAAGGCAAUAAAGGGGAGGUGGAUAUUGUUGAGCUGCAUGUCAAUGCACUGACUGAAGCUGGAGUACGUGACAGAGACAUUGCUGUUAUUGCUCCGUACAAUUUACAAGUGGAUCUUCUGCGGCAGAAACUGUCUCCAAAGCAUCCAGAGAUGGAAAUCAAGUCAGUGGAUGGAUUCCAGGGUCGAGAGAAGGAAGCGGUUGUGUUGUCUUUAGUUCGCUCCAACAGGAAAGGUGAAGUGGGAUUUCUGGCAGAAGACAGAAGAAUAAAUGUGGCGGUGACACGGGCCAGACGCCACGUCGCCGUCGUGUGCGACACUCAAACAGUACAGAAUCAUGGUUUCCUGAAAUCCCUCGUGAGCCACAUGACCAAGUUUGGAGAGGUCAGAACAGCCUUUGAGUACCUCCAAGACAUUGUCCCGCAAAAUUACGUGCGGGAGGUUAAAGACAAAAAGCAAACAAGCAGCUCCUCCACCAGACAGAAGGGUUCUGACCAGAUUACCAAAAGGCCAAAGAUGAAUCAGAAGAAAAUGCCUGAUGACCGCAGUAAAUCUGGAUCCAAUAAAGAUAUUAAGUCGGUAGUAAAAGAUGAACAAGAAAGCAGAAAUAGACGUGCUGAGAUCAAGGAGAAGCUUGAGAACUUCCUGAAAGAUUUGAGUCUCAGUGAGCUGGAGUUUCCCUCGUCGUUCAGCUCUCAUGACCGGCUGCUGGUCCACCAGAUCGCUGAGGAGCUGGGGCUUGUGCACGAAAGCAGAGGAGAAGGGAAAGAGAGAUGCAUCAGGGUGUCCAGAAAGCCAAGCUCUCAAACACAGGAGGUCAAAGCACGAGAGAACGACAUGGAAGAGGCAGAAGCUGUAGCUCAGGAAGUGAACGCCAGCUCACAUCAACCACCCGACCCAUCGGGUCCACCUGAGGUGGAUUUAAAAAGUUUACAUUUGGAGAGAAUGAGGAGAGAGCAGCAGAAGAGAGAGGAGAACGCUCGACAAAAGAAGCAACAGAAUGGAUCGCACGCUAAUAUGUCGAAGAAGGCGGGCUCGGCCAAAGGAAAGAAGCAAACCAAAGCAGGAGCCUGUGAGAUCGCUGCUGCUGCUUCUGCAGACGAUGACUUUGACUCUCUCAUCAGCGCUGUGGUGAAGGCCGACAGCGUGUGCGGCUUCUUCAAGUGUAAAGCCUCGGUGCUAACUCUGGGGCAACUGUGCAUCUUCUGUAACAGACAGUUUUGCCUCAGUCAUCACAUCCCAGAGGUUCACGGCUGCGGCGACAAAGCCAAGUCUCACGCUCGGAUGAGAAUCAGCAAGGAGGGAGUUCUGUACGCGGGCAGCGGCACCAAAGACAAGACCAUGGACCCGAAUAAGAAAGCUUAUUUGCAGCGGAAGCUGGACUCCAGGCUGAAAGACAUGGCCUCACAACGGAAAACAAAAAGUAAAGAAAAAGAGAAUUAGCAUCAAAUAAACCUCUGAGUUUCCUGUGUUUCUUCCUUUUUGUCUUUAUUUGAAAGCUGUUUAUUAUUUUUAUUUGAUUCGUGCCCGUCUUUCAGACACACCCGACUCAGGUUUUAGAUGAAACUGUGCAACACUGCUGUGUAGCAGUUGAUACAAGCCUCAUCCUCUGUUAGGACCAGGAGGAAAGAUGGCAAACACAACAGCAUCUAUUUUUAGGUUUAAUUACACCUUACAAUAGGAAACAUACAAGUGCUUGUGCGGUUCAGUGUCAUGUUAUAAAAUUGCAUUUAACAAGUAGUUUGAAAUGUUUACAUCGAUGGUGUCAAAAAGCAGCUGAUGUUUAUGGUAAUGCUGUGAACGACUGUGUUUUUAGUUUGCCUCGCAUGCUUCUGUCGUUCCCACCUGGACAGAACAUCAAGAAUAUGAAGCGUCACGUACACUCUAGUGACCUGCUGAGUCAAAUGUAAUCAUUUAAAUAUGUAAAACAAACUCCAAAUUUAAAUUGAGAAACACAAAUUAACUGAUUUUUUAAAAUAUAUAUGUAUAUCAAUAUUUUUAGCUGGAUGUAACAAUAUUAAAUACACAAAUUUGAUCUAGAAAGAGAACUUUGAUUCCUUGAGUUUAAAUAGAACAUGCAUCACUAUCUCCACUAGUCAUACCAAGUAGUUAACAUAAAGUAUAAACAGAAUACAAUAGACGACCGGCAACAAACUGCAGCUUUCAUGAGGAUGAGAAACAAAUAAAUAUUACAAGAUAGGAAUUUCUUUCGAUAACACAAUGUGUGUUGAUCCGGCUCCUCAAUCUCACAGAGUAAGGAGAACAAAACAGCUGUGUAUUCCCGUUUUCUUUGUAAAGACAUCAAAGUUUUUAAACAGUUAAGAUAUUGUAGUUAGCUGUCG